AUGGCUUCUCGUAACAUCAAAAUCCACGAACACUGUACUGUUGCUCCUCCCUCUGCAUCCCAAAUAUCCCUCCCUCUCACCUUCUUUGACCUGUUCUGGCUCAGGUUCCACCCUGUGGAACGCAUCUUCUUCUACACCCUCCCUACACCUCAUUCACACCCACCCAUUUUCUACACCCAAGUUGUUCCAAAGCUCAAAACUUCCCUCUCUCACACCCUCCAAUACUUCUCCCCUCUUGCCGGCAACGUUGUGUGGCCCAACGGUUCUUCCAGCCCCGUCGUUCAGUACACCCCUGGCGACGCCGUUUCACUGGUCCUUGCAGAAUCCGAAUCCGAUUUCGACCACAUGUUGGACAACGCACCCAAAGAAGCGUCAGAGUCACGUUGUUUGGUGCCCCACUUGGAAUCCUCGGAUUCUCAUGCCUCUGUUGUCGCUCUCCAAAUUACUCUAUUCCCUAACAGAGGGUUCGCCAUAGGAACCACCACCCAUCACGCAGUCCUUGACGGAAAAACUUCAACUGCUUUCAUCAAAACUUGGGCUUCUAUGUGCAAAAUCAAUGAUGAUGACUCAGAGUCAUCACCAUCUUUGGCUCCAGAGUUGGAGCCUUUCUUUGACAGAACAGUCAUCAAAAGCGAGAAGGCGUUAGGGCUCAACUUCAGAACCAAUUGGACUGAGAUCUUAUCCCAAUUGUUCCCAAGUGAAAACAGCGACGGAAGAUGCUUGAAGCUUCUACCUUUCACUCCAAAGCUGGAGAAUCGGGUUCGAGGGGCAUUCGCGCUCACUGGAGAAGAUCUGGAGAAAUUAAGAAAUAGGGUGUUUUCCAAGUGGAAUAGUGUUGAUAUAGUUGAAGCAGAAUCAAAGUCGAACUCCAGAGUUUCUUCAACAACUCCAACCAAACUGUCGUCCUUUGUUCUAACAUGCGCUUAUACUUCGGUGUGCAUUGCAAAGGCCUACGCCGGAGUUGAAAAGGAGAAAAAUAAGUUUGCUUUUGGGUUCACUGUGGAUUGCAGGGCGAGAUUGGAUCCUCCAAUUCCUGAAAACUAUUUUGGGAACUGUGUGUCGGGGCUUUUGGUGGAUGCUAAGCCAUGGGAAUAUACAGAGGAAGAAGGGUUUGUCAUUAUUGCCAAAAGUAUUUAUAGUAAAAUAAAACAGAUGUUAGAAGAGGGUGUUUUUCAUGGGGCAGAUGGUCUGGCUUCUAGAUAUGUUAAUUUGGCCAAAGAGGGAGUUGAAAUCAUGGGAAUUGCUGGGUCUAACCGUUUUGGGGUUUAUGGGAAUGAUUUCGGGUGGGGAAAGCCUUCCAAGGUAGAGAUAGCAUCGAUUGAUAGAGCCUUAACAAUUGGAUUGGCAGAGAACAGAGAAGUGAAAGGUGGUGUUGAAGUUGAGGUUGUCCUGAAGAAACCUGUGAUGGACCUUUUUCAAUCUUUGUUCGCUGCAGGAUUGUCAGAUGAGUGA
Messenger RNA from Sphenostylis stenocarpa, 1452 nucleotides. The record is from the annotation of a GenBank genome assembly. Lineage: Eukaryota; Viridiplantae; Streptophyta; Magnoliopsida; Fabales; Fabaceae.